GAUGGUGGACAAGAGGAUGCCUCCUCCAACGUUCUUGGUCACAGAUAUAUCGCUGGCGUUCGCCCGUGAAGAUCAUCAAAAGAACCAUCAUCAAUUUCGCAUCAUCAGAAAUUGAGAAUGGCGUUCCAAAUUGAGGAGAAUGUCGUUCUUGAUGCCGAUUCAAAAGCGUUAGCACUCAAGGAACUCAGGGAAACUGAGGAUAAUGUCAAAAAUGGCAUUACUGCUCUUAGAAAACUUUUGGAAGACGACACGUCCCUUUUCUUCAGAACAGACGAUAGUUUUUUGAUAAUUUUUUUGAGGCCUUGUAAAUACUAUCCAGACAGUGCGUACGCAUUAAUGAAACGUUGCGCUGAAUUUAAACAAAGUAAUGCAUCGUUAUUAAAUAAUUUAAUGCCAGCCGAUGAGAGGCAAGCGUUUCUCGAAAAUAAUGUCGUUAAUGUCAUGAAGAACAGAGACCAUAAAAGAAGAAGGGUACUCAUUGUGAAUGCAGGAAAAUCAUGGGAUCCAUCUAAGGUCAAUGCCGAUCAAAUGUUCCGUAUCUUUUACCUUAUUCAUGAAGCUGCCGUUCUCGAACCUGAAACACAGGUCCAUGGAGUAGUCGUGAUUAUGGACUUCGAUGGACUUUCCAUGAAACAAGUUAUGGGCUUGACACCUGCUUUCUGCAUGCGACUUUUGACCUUCAUUCAAGACGCUAUGCCUCUUCGACUAAAAGAGGUUCAUUUCGUUAAACAACCAUUCCUCUUCAACAUGGUUUGGCAAAUGUUCAAGCCAUUCGUUAAGGAAAAAUUGAAGAAGAGAAUGUUCUUCCAUGGAACAAAAAUGUCCUCCCUUCAUACUCACAUGGCCGCUAGUCAUUUACCAAAGAAUUAUGGUGGCGAAUUACCAGACAUUGAUUACACUGGUGCCGAUUGGUAUCCCGCUAUCGUCAAAUACGAAGACAGAUGCAAAGAAUGGAACACUUUCGGAUUUCGUAAGAAGUGAAUAUUGCCCGACGCUCGUUUGUUGUAAUUUGUUAAAUUAUCGCAAUUAAACAUUAUUUCUUAUUAUUGUUUGUUUAUUA
This is a messenger RNA of Leptopilina heterotoma, 1060 nucleotides long. Its product is annotated as clavesin-1. Gene Ontology annotation, molecular function: phosphatidylinositol bisphosphate binding. Bases 118 to 981 code for a protein of 287 amino acids. Gene Ontology annotation, cellular component: membrane. The transcript has 5 exons. The record is from RefSeq and is a predicted model, not a curated record. Lineage: Eukaryota; Metazoa; Arthropoda; Insecta; Hymenoptera; Figitidae.